AUGCGCCCAGACCAUCCUAUCAACCAGUCCCUCCAACAAAUCGACGAGAACUCCUGGCUCUUCGGGGACCAGAUCCUCCUCACCCGGCAGGCCUCCCCUUCUCCCGGUUGCCCAUCCUGGGGGGACGGGAACGGACUCUACUACCUCGUUUCCGAGCCGCCAAGCCCUCUGCCUCCGUGUCAACCCUUACCAGCCGAAAGCCACAUCAAGAAACUCUACGAUGCAGGCGGCGUGUCUGCAGUCUGGAGGAUCGGCGAUGCCAUCUGCAAAGCCAGGAAACACCCAGACCCGAAUAUGACCUGGGAGCACGUCACGCUAGAUUAUCUCCAUACCAAAUGCCCGCUUGGGAAGCUCAGCUUCGCCAUCCCGAAUGUCAUCCACCAUGUGGGAAGCGGAGACCGCUACUUCCUCAUCCAGAGCCGCGUGCCGGGCAGUACAAAGGAGUACUACGUCUCACGGGUCGCCGACAUCUGCAAGGAGCUGGCUGCUUGGACAGGUAACGGCAUUCAUGGUGUCGACGGGCGGAAUCUGUCGGAUCUCUAUCUUACUCCUCUCCAUGGGGUGGAGGAUAUGAGUCCUCGGAACCUCCUUGCCAACUGCGCCCAUCUCAAGAUGGAUUGUUCCUUAUUCGUCUUUUACCAUUGUGAUCUUGGGCCGGGGAACAUCAUCGUGGAGCCUGAACAGAGAUCUCUCGCUGUGGUUGACUGGGAGAUGGCGGGGUUUGUUCCUCGGAAAUGGAUAAGGACAAAGGUCCGCGUUUCCAGCGGAAUGGAUCUUGAGGGCGAGGACGAAGACUCGAGACAGGAGUGGAGGAGGCGGCUUCAGAGACGAUUGGGGCAGGAUGGCUUUCCCGAACUUGCGGAUGAGUGGAUGGUUUGGUUUAUGAAUAGUGGAGAAGAUGAGAAAUAA
Molecule: messenger RNA, 909 nt
Organism: Dichotomopilus funicola
Lineage: Eukaryota; Fungi; Ascomycota; Sordariomycetes; Sordariales; Chaetomiaceae
Exons: 2
Coding region: 1-909 (302 amino acids)
Source: RefSeq, a predicted model, not a curated record